AGGUGUCAGAGGUCACGGCAGCGUUGGCGCUGCCGUUUUUUUUCUUUUUACCCGGAAAUCACGGCUGCCGGAUUCUGAGGGGAUCCCGCGUUACGGUGGCGGGAGCCGGGCUGGUCUCUGGUCUUCACAUCGGCCCUGCGGAGCCGGACGCUGCCCCUGGAGCGGCGGGGAGGAUGGUGCCGAGCGGCCCCGGUCCCGCCGCGCGCCGCCGCGAGUGAGCCCAGCGCGGCCGCGGGCGUCCGCCGAGCAGCUGGCCCGGCCGGGCCCGGGGCGCGCCGCUGCCCGCCGAGGCGGGGUGGAGCUGAUCAGAAUAAUGUUCAACAUCAACCCCCUGGAGAACCUGAAGGUCUACAUCAGCAGUCGGCCUCCCCUGGUGGUCUUUAUGAUCAGUGUGAGCGCCAUGGCAAUAGCUUUCCUGACCCUGGGCUAUUUCUUCAAAAUCAAGGAGAUUAAAUCACCAGAAAUGGCAGAGGAUUGGAAUACUUUUCUGCUGCGGUUUAAUGAUUUGGACUUGUGUGUAUCAGAAAAUGAAACAUUAAAGCAUCUCAUAAACGACACCACAACUCCAGAAAGCACUGUGACCAGCGGGCAGGCCAGAGGGUCCACCCAGUCCCCCCAGGCUCUGGAAGAUUCCGGCCCAGUUAACAUCUCAGUUGCAAUCACCCUAACCCUGGACCCCCUCAAACCCUUUGGAGGGUACUCUCGCAACGUCACACACCUGUACUCGACCAUCUUAGGGCAUCAGAUUGGACUUUCAGGCAGGGAAGCCCACGAGGAGAUAAACAUUACCUUUACCCUGCCUGCAGCUUGGAGCUCGGAUGACUGUGCCCUUCAUGGUCACUGUGAGCAGGUGGUGUUCACAGCCUGCAUGACCCUCACGGCCACCCCUGGCGUGUUCCCCGUCACUGUGCAGCCACCACACUGUGUUCCUGACACAUACAGCAAUGCCACACUGUGGUAUAAGAUCUUCACAACUGCUAGAGAUGCCAACACAAAAUAUGCUCAAGAUUAUAAUCCUUUCUGGUGUUACAAGGGGGCCAUUGGAAAAGUCUAUCAUGCUUUAAAUCCUAAGCUUACAGUUAUUGUUCCAGAUGAUGACCGUUCAUUAAUAAAUUUGCAUCUCAUGCACACCAGUUACUUCCUCUUUGUGAUGGUGAUAACAAUGUUUUGCUAUGCUGUUAUCAAAGGCAGACCCAGCAAAUUACGUCAGAGCAAUCCUGAAUUUUGUCCUGAGAAGGUGGCUUUGGCUGAAGCCUAAUCUCACAGCUCCGUGUUUCCUGAGAGACUCAGAAUCAUAAUCCUUGCCUGCUGCACCCAGCCUGGGCCUGGACACUCUGUGAAUACGUUACCUUGCAAUGUUGGGUUAUUCCAGCCAAAGACAUUUCAAGUGCCUGUAACUGAUUUGUACAUAUUUAUAAAAUUCUAUUUGGAAAUUGGUUCAGUGAUGCACGUGCUUUGCACUGAGUGCAGCUAGAGCCUGUCAGCCUCACUGUGCACUGGUGGAAUUGGCAGGAACUUUCCGCCAAGCACUAGAGAAGAUUCAUGGAUCUUGCUGCAUCAGAGCAGGGCAUGAUGUUUUUACCAAGGUCACAGGCGCGUUUCAUUGCUGGUGAGGUUGAGGUUUACUUUGGUCUUGUUUCUGCCUGAUUGUACAGAAUGCUGAAACAGUCUGCACCUUUGAUAUGAUAUUGCAUUUCCAGAGCCACCAAUCCAUUUUGUGGAUUUUAUGUGUCUGUGGCUUAAUAAUCAUAGUAACAACAAUAAUACCUUUUUCUCCAUUUUGCUUGCAAGGAAACAUACCUAUCUAAGUUGGGGUUUUCUUUUUUUGAAGAAAAACUGGUCACAUUUUAAUACUACUCUAGUUAGGACAGACUUGUGCUUUUAUCCUGAGUAAAAAGUGAAAUAUUCAAAAUUCACCUCAUGGUAAAAGAUCUAAGUUUUAUUUUCCACAUGGACAGUGAGGAGCCUGGUCUUGUUUGAGUUGGCAUAGAAUGUUCUACUGUCUUUUUGUCCUCUGUUGCACCUUCCUUGUAUUAUAAAAGUUAAACUUCCUCACCUAGAAUGGCUUAAAAAUUAAGUAGAUGGUUCUAGAGUAGAGUAAAAAUGAUCUACUUUCUGGAAUGCAGAUGACAGUAUGGAAAGAGAAUGAUUUGGUUUAAUAGUCGUGAAGGGGUUUUUUUUUUUUUGGAAGAGGGGUGGGUUUUCUUUUUUUCAUUUAUUUUUAUGCAGCUCACGUCCUCAGAAGGAAAAUGGCAACUAGUAGGUGAGUAACAUAAUGAAAAUGAUGCCUGUGAAAUGUGAAGGAAUGCGAUUUUGAUUUGCCAUUUAUUGGGGAAAACCAAAAGCAUUUUUUAAAUAACAUUUUGAUUAUCUAGUUCCUGUCUCUUCUUCCUUAAAAAAAAAUUGUGCAUUAUCUUUUCCAGUCCUUUCUUGUUACUUGUAUAUUCUUACUGUUUUUCUUUUUCUUAAUAAUUCUUGGCCUUAAUAACUUCAUUGUUGUUAAUGACAUCUGUGUUCUCCCAGGCAGUGUUACAGCUGAAGGCCCAUUAAAACCUUAGAUGUGACUGUCAGCAUUUCUUUCCCUUAACUCUAGGUCUGUUCUAAAUUAGAAUUAGUUCCUGCAGUAUGAAAUAUUCAGACCUAGGGCAUUGUAGUCUAGUCAUUCUUGAAUGGAAAACAAUUGUGGGUUCUUACUGAAGGUUGAUAAAAUAAUCACCCUAGUAACUUGAUAUGUUAGUAUUCCUUUUUUUUUUCUUUCAGUACAUUUCAGGGGUGGUAAUUGUAUUUGUCUAUCCAGUUUUUUUGUAUGACACGAGUUGCUUACAUGAUGCAUGACUAACUUGGUAAUUUAGUUUUCUUUUUAGAGACUUUGAGACCCUUAAGAGACAAGACUGAGAAAGAGCCAUUUGGCUUGGCUUUUAGAAAUGUCAAUAUCAUUAGAACCCUCAGAUUUUAGAUUAAGCUGCUUCUGAAUAAAAUCCCAAUGCAGUAGAGUUAUAGGGAUAGAUUUAUAACUGGCAGAGUCAUAUAAAAGGAAAAAGACAAGUGAGAAAAGUUUGUCACUGGUUUGAUCAAUCUAGUUUGUUGCUAAUAGUAAUUAGCCUUGUUUUAAUUAUAGGGAAUGGCUAGAAUCUGUAGCCAGGGGAGGAAGGACACUGUUAGGCAUGAGAGGAGGAAGUGCCAAAAAUGUCUGGACAAUAUGGCUUGUCUUGAGGCCAGGACACACACUUUAAAAUCCAACAUUGACCCUAGCAAGUAAUUCUCAAAGAUCUCCUAGAAAUGCAGAGUCAGUCAGGUGGAUGAAGGAGGGCUGGGGAAGAGAGGAGGCCGUGGGACGUGGGUGAAGAGGCCUGGGACCUUACAGAGAAGGCCCAGUCUACAGCUGUGUCUUGCUGGUGGACCUUAGGAGAGUGUUACAGAUGGGGCCCACUGCCGUUUAGGGGUCACCCCGCACUGGAGCACAGGCUUGUUCUCAGGCACCUUGGACUGGAGGUCCAACAAAAGGUCAGCAACUUACUAUUAAAAUGGUUGUUUCAGAUCAUAUUGAUCUCUUUCCUUUUUCCUUUUGUCCUUUUACUGUACGACUUGAAUCAGUUUUGAUUCUGUGUGUAAGUUUUUCUCAUCGUUAGGAACCUGCCGUUUCUGUUGCAUUUUCUUUGGCAGUAUAUAGGGAUUCAACAUCCUGGUUUUUCAACCCUCCUGCAGGCACUGUGGGGUUAUGAGGGCCAGUGGAUCCAUUUCACUAUUUUGCUGCAUGAUGGUCAGUAGCUGAUCUGUUAUGGCAUUCACUCCCAGAUUAAUUUUCUGUGUUUGAAAUAUGUGCAUAUGUGCUUUACAGAAUAAAACAUCUGAAUUUA
This is a messenger RNA of Cynocephalus volans (Philippine flying lemur), 3857 nucleotides long. RefSeq names its product transmembrane protein 248 (gene TMEM248). NCBI's taxonomy places the organism in Eukaryota, Metazoa, Chordata, Mammalia, Dermoptera, Cynocephalidae. The transcript has 7 exons. The record is from RefSeq and is a predicted model, not a curated record. The coding region runs from base 314 to 1258 and encodes 314 amino acids.